AACCAACACCUAAAUUCCCCGUGAUUGCGUUACGCAACCACCUGAGACACCAUAAAUCUCUCUUGUAACGGAAGGUUCUUCGUUUUAUGAUAAAUGAGAACCGACCGAGACAGAAAUCCAGGUGCAACGGCCUCACGUGUACCUGGCCGACGAUUAUUAAUGCGAUACACAAUCGCGUAAGCGUAGAAUGAAAGCGACCUACUCGAUUAGAACUUUAAAUACAGCCUCAAAUAUACAACGAAGCUUGUCGUGUGUUUAUUCAUUUCGCGUACACUUUGAUGCACAUUUCUUCAACGACGGCUCUAUCGCUCAUCGUGGCUCACGCGACCGAUAUGAACAACCUCCACCAUUAACCCACAGUGCACUUUGCCAAAUUCGCGCUUCCGGUGACAGCGUGGAAAGCUGUCGAAAGGAUGCAUUAUAGAAAUUACCGCCAGACGUGGAAUAACAUUUAACAAUCCACAUAUAAUCUUCUUUUAUCAUUUCUCAACAUUUCUUCUUCACUGCAGUGAAGAAAGAAAUAUUGAAUACUAAUUUAUGUGAACUAAGUAUUGCUUCUACUACAGGUAUUUGGCUAGCUUUUCCCAGCUAUUCUAUAGACGUAUCGAGUGAAUCGUCACGCAGACCACGUUCAGUUCUCCCUAACAAACGGAACGGUGCAUAUUUGCAUUUUUUUGCUCUCUCGUGAGGAAUUGUAAUCUUGAUUGACCACUAUGUCGGUGGAUUUAUAUUAUGCACCAUUGAGUUCACCAUGUAGGGCAGUUCUAUUAACAGCUGAGGCUAUUGGAUUUUCCUUGAACUUGAAAGAGCUUGAUAUUUUUGCUGGUGAACAUCAAACGCCAGAAUAUGAAGAGUUGAAUCCACAAAAAACGGUGCCGUUUCUAUUGGAUGGCGAUUAUAAGCUGACCGAAAGUCGAGCUAUUAUGUCAUAUCUGGUCGAUCAAUAUGGUAAAAAUGAUAGACUAAAUCCCCACACACCUAAUGAACGAGCUUUGGUCAAUCAAAGACUACAUUUUGAUAUUGGAACUCUGUACAAAGCAGUAAAGUAUUAUUAUUACCCAGUUGUCUUCAGAAAAAUGGAUUACGAUCCAGAACAAUACAAAGAAUUGCAAAAUGCAUUCGAGGUCCUAGAUAAGUUAUUAGAAGGAAACGAUUAUGCAACAGGACGUAAUAUGACCAUCGCUGAUCUUGCUUUAGUUGCAACUGUAUCCACAGCAGAGACUUUCGAUUUUGAAGUUGGAAACUAUCCAAACGUUGCCAAAUGGUUGGAGAGGACCAAGUCGUCGGCGCCAGGAUAUCGAAAAGCCAAUGGCGAAGGUCUAAAGUUGAUGAGGAUGAUGUUUGAAGACCUGAAAGAGAAAUAAUUUGUUAGAAUAAAAUUACAAGCUGUGUCGUAAUAAAUUAAUAUUUAUUUAAUUUAAAAAAUCCAA
Messenger RNA from Osmia lignaria (orchard mason bee), 1430 nucleotides. The record is from RefSeq and is a predicted model, not a curated record. Lineage: Eukaryota; Metazoa; Arthropoda; Insecta; Hymenoptera; Megachilidae.